This is a messenger RNA of Nerophis lumbriciformis (worm pipefish), 4579 nucleotides long. It is a transcript of the gene lipt1, whose product is annotated as lipoyltransferase 1. Gene Ontology annotation, molecular function: lipoyltransferase activity. Gene Ontology annotation, cellular component: mitochondrion; cytoplasm. Lineage: Eukaryota; Metazoa; Chordata; Actinopteri; Syngnathiformes; Syngnathidae. Gene Ontology annotation, biological process: protein lipoylation. The record is from RefSeq and is a predicted model, not a curated record.
AAGAAAAGAAGGAAGCGUCGACCUUCUACUAGUUAGCAAUACAUAAUACUAGUUAGCAAUAAAUAAUACUAAUUAGCAAUUAAUAAUACUAGUUAGCCAUUAAUAAUCCUCUGCGGCGUCUCUUCUUGCCUCUGACACAUCAUUCUUGAACUUUGCGUUAUGUGGAGUUGACCACCAUGUGGUCCUACAUUGGAAGGAAAGCGCCUCUCUUCAGAGGCUCUGUGGGGGGCUGCAGUUGUCCAAGAGUCACUCAGGUGACUCGGGCCUGUAGUAGUCUGCUGACUGACAGCAGGAAGGGGCUUGUCCUGCACUCCCAGUCCACAGACAUAUACGAGAACCUUUCCCUGGAGAACUGGAUAGAGGACAACGUGGACCUGGAGCAACGCAACAUCCUACUGCUGUGGCGCAGCAGGCCAGCCGUGGUCAUUGGGCGACACCAGAAUCCCUGGCAGGAAUGCAACCUGUCACUCAUGAGGCAUUCAGGAAUAACUUUAGCCCGAAGACAAAGUGGUGGAGGCACGGUCUUCCAUGACCUAGGAAACCUCAACUUGACCUUCUUUGCUUCGAAGAAGGCGUAUAACCGCCAGAGGAACCUGAAGGUCAUCACGGACGCUCUGAAGUGUCUUCGACCUGGACUGGAGGUCCAAGCCACCAAAAGGUUCGACAUCUUUCUGAAGGGGCAGUACAAGAUCUCAGGAAGUGCAUCCAGAAUUGGCAGGAAGUCAUCAUACCACCACUGCACACUCCUGCAUUCAGCAGACCAAUCUGCCCUCUCCACCGUCUUCCGCUCUUCCUGCCAGGGUCUCCGCAGCAAUGCCACGCCCAGUGUGCCCUCACCUGUGGCCAACCUGCUGGACCUUGACCCCAGCAUGCAGUGGGAGGAGCUGCUGGAUGCACUGGCCAAUCAGUACAGUGCAGAGUUUGGUGUCAGCUCUGCAAAAAAUCCUGUUAGUCCUGCUGAUGAGUCAGCAUUUCCGGGUGUCAGCAGGGCGGCCGCAGAACUACGAGGGUGGGACUGGAUAUUUGGAAAGACCCCAAAGUUCAGUGUCCAAACGCUCCUGACAAUGACUGAUAACACUUCAUCAGCUGAAUGCACGGCACAUCUUUGUGUGGAGGUGAAGAGUGGCGUGAUUGACAAGUGCCACUUGGACCUUCCUACUGACUGGCUUCCACCUGGCCUCACCAGCAAGGUGAGCAGAGUGCUGGAGGGAGAGCAGUUUUGUUCACAACGCAUCGCUGCGUCGUUUGCUGUGGUGUGGCGCUGUGAGAGCAGCAAACACUGUAACAGACUUCAAAGACUGUGUGACGCCAUCUUGGCUGCCAUGGGUGAACACAAACAUAAGGGAACAUUAGCUGUGUCCCAAGUCAGGGCUGUCACCAUGUAGGCCUCCUCUAGCUCUGAUCACACAUGUCUCACUCCUGACACAAGUCAGGGCUGUCACCAUGUAGGCCUCCUCUAGCUCUCUUCACACAUGUCUCACUUCUGACACAAGUCAGGGCUGUCACCAUGUAGGCCUCCUCUAGCUCUCUUCACACAUGUCUCACUCUGACACAAAAGUUAACAUAGUUGAAAUACGCCUGAGGUAUGAGUGACCACAACAUAUAGGGAAGUGUCUUGACAAAGUCCUCAUUUGAAGGAGGCCUCAAACCUUCAUAUCACUCUUUAAGAGUUUCAUUUCAAUCCCUAGUUCUUUCAUGCACAUACCUGAAUGUUUGCCAUUGUAUGUUGUGUGUGUGUGGGUGUGUACAUAAAUGUAUAUUUGUGUGUGUGCGUGCAUAUAUAUGCCUGUUUUUAGCGUGUCUAACACACAUCCUUCCACUUUCUGUUUGCGGCACUUGGUGGAAAAAGUUUUGAGAGUGAUAGUGUUGGUCAGUGGCACUCUAAAAUAUAUGUUUUGGUAUUUCAAUUUUCUUUUCAUAAACGGAUAUUGAAAACAAAGAAGUCUGUGUACGUCGCAACCAUUCGUUUUUCGUUUGGAAUAGAAAGAUUAUUUUACGUAAGUCCAUUUCUCCCGUUUUUAACUUUGAUAAUAAAAAACGUAUCCUAAUCCAUUAUCUUCCAUCCAAUUUAAAUGUUUUAAAAAAUGGAAAAUGGGAAUCAAAAUGAGUGAAAAAGUACUUUCUCUAUUGGAGGUUCAAAGUUUGGACAUACCGUAUUUUUUGGACUAUAAGUCGCAUUUUUUUUCAUAGUUUGGCCGGGGAUGCGACUUAUACUCAGGAGCGACUCGUGUGUGAAAUGAUGAACACAUUAGCGUAAAAUAUCAAAUAAUAUUAUUGAUCUCAUUCACGUAAGAGACUAGACGUAUAAGAUUUCAUGGGAUUUAGUGACAGAUUGUUUGGUAAACGUAUAGCAUGUUCUAUAUGUUAUAGUUAUUUGAAUGACUCUUACCAUAAUAUGUUACGUUAACAUACCAGUUGCUUAUUUAUGCCUCAUAUAACGUACACUUAUUCAGCCUGUUGUUCACUAUUCUUCAUUUAUUUUAAAUUGCCUUUCAAAUGUCUAUUCUUGCUGUUGGCUUUUAUCAAAUACAUUUCCCCAAAAAAUGCGACUUAGAUUCCUGUGCGACUUAUUUAUGUUUUUUUCCUUCUUUAUUAUGCAUUUUCGGCCGGUGCGACUUAUACUCCGAAAAAUACGGUAUGCGUAUAUUGCACAUGCACAGUGUCUUUUGUGUGAGUGACCCUGACCAACAACAACAACAACAACAACAGAAGAAGAUCGACUGGUGUUGUGCCAAAAUGUGAUUGCCUGCCAAAAAUGGAUUCCCUUCGCGGGAGCGCGCACCAGAAAGUAUAUUGUGUGUAUUAAUUUUUGUCAAAUUUUCAAUAAAUGUAAUAUUUUGAUAUUCACACAUCGCAUAUUUACACACUCAUAUUUUACUAGAAUGAGCAUUACAUAUAUCAAAAUCAAGUAGCUACUGUACUGUUUACUUGUUGAAAUACCCCUUUUACAGCUCAAAUAUACCCAAACCACCACUUUGCUGCUGUCAAAAAUUGAUUCCAGAUAAAAUGAACAAAAUGUCAAAGCAUUUGUCUAAAAAACCCCAAUAUUAUACAUUUUGAAAAUGUAAACGAUAGCAAGAAUAUACCUACAAAUUUCAGAAAAUUUCACUCGCAAACACUUGUUUAAAAUUUUUUACUGUACCAAACUUCUAAAUAACUUAAGAAAAAUCACCGAUAAAAACUGGAAAAGUGUCACUGAAGGUGUUGGUGUGAUGUCAUUCUGUGACAGCUCCAGUAUGUGCUGAGAGAAUACAUCUUUUUUACUUUUGUGUCAUUUUUCCUUUUUCAAAUUGCUCAACUUACAACUAUUUACAGUGACAUAUAUAUAUAUAUAUAUAUACACACACACACACACACGCAUGCAUUAAUACAGUAUACAUAUAUACACACAAACACUCAAUUUGACAUAUAAAUGAACAUUACUAUUUUUAAUAAGUUACAGUAAUAUAUAAUUUAUAUAUAUAUAUACAUAUAUAUAAUAUGUAUAUUAUAUACAUAUAUAUUUAUAUAAAUAUGUCUGUGUAUACUUACAUAAACACACACAAGUGUUGGUACCAACCAAACCUAACCCCCCCUCCAUAUCCCAUAUCCCGGAUUGUAAAUAAUGUAAAUAAUUCAAUGUAUAUACUCUGAUGAUUAUCUUGUGUGAUGACUGUAUUAUGAUGAUAGUAUAUAUCUGUAUCAUGAAUCAAUUUAAGUGGACCCCGACUUAAACAAGUGGAAAAACGUAUUGUGGUGUUACCAUUUAGUGGUCAAUUGUACGGAAUAUGUACUGUACUGUGCAAUCUACUAAUAAAAGUUUCAAUCAAUCAAAACAAACUUACUUUGAGCUAUAAAUAACAUAAUUCCAGCCAUCCAUCCUUUCGGGGUGGCGGGGGGUGCUGGAGCCUAUCUCAAGGCGGUGUACACCCUGGACAAGUAAAUAACAUCAUUAUUUACAGUAAGGUCUAGUGGUCAGAGUGUCCGCCCUGAGAUGGGUAGGUUGUGAGUUUUUGUACUUAUUAUUUCUCAACUGUUUGUAAAUGUCGCAAUUUAUAAAUAAAGGUUUAUAAAAUAAAAUGAUUGUCACAAAAAACUUGUUUCGGGUGUAAAAAGAGACACUGCGCAUGUGCAGUCUACGCAUAUGUCCAAACCUUGAACCGGAAAUAGACAAAUUACUUUUGAUUCCCAUUUUCGAAUUUUUAGAACAUCAUUAAAAUCGGAUGGCAGAUAAUGGAUAAUGAUCUGUUUCUGUUUUGUUGUUGUUGUUUUUUCAAACCAAAAAUCGGGAAAAGUGGAUUUUUAUGUAAAACUAUUUUUCUAUUCCAAACGAAAAACGAAUGGCCGCGACGUAGACGAAGCACAACUACUACAAGAUUCACAUUCUGGAAAUAAACCAUUUCAAAUGACAACUGAAUUAUGUAGAGUACAACUAUCAUUUGUACUACUACGCUACACGGAUAAACCUAUAAAGUGUGGCGUUGUCUGUUAAGCCUUUAUUUUGAUAUAGCGUACAGGAUGUCCCCGACCGGAUGUAACGCAAUGACGCUUGUUGUUGUGACACAUUGAAUCCUGUGCUGCACUGAGUGCUGAUUGGAAU